Girardinichthys multiradiatus is the source of this 4830-nucleotide messenger RNA. RefSeq names its product myogenesis-regulating glycosidase-like. Gene Ontology annotation, biological process: carbohydrate metabolic process; skeletal muscle fiber development. The coding region runs from base 336 to 2408 and encodes 690 amino acids. The record is from RefSeq and is a predicted model, not a curated record. The transcript is spliced from 6 exons. Gene Ontology annotation, molecular function: hydrolase activity, hydrolyzing O-glycosyl compounds. Lineage: Eukaryota; Metazoa; Chordata; Actinopteri; Cyprinodontiformes; Goodeidae.
UGGCGGUGCAACGUGAGUGAAGGAUUCAUGGACAAAUCCUGGAAGGGUUCAAACCGUUGUGCACAUGCGCAAUACGACAAGCAAGUUGGGUCACAUCACGACAGUAGUGUGAAAACGCCAAGUGACCUCAGCAACUCCACUGUAGAGAUAAGGUUUGAGCAAAGCCAUCCUUAUCCAGAUAUGAAGACAUUAAGAAUUUGCAGGUAAACUUCAGACUUCUCUGCCCCUUUUCUGCCACCAGCGAGAUAAUUUUUAAGAAGCACCGACAGUAACUUAACAGCUGUAGCUCCUCUACCAGACCUGCUCUUCUCCACAUCGGUUUACAAGUUUUUAGUAUGUAUCAGAUUGUCCCAGGAGCUCCUGGAGAGCAGCAGGUGACUGAUGGAGCCCGUGGCUCCCCACGUAAAAAGAAACUUGGACAUGAGGGUAGGCCAAUGGUGAUGUCAGGUCUGCUUGGGUGUGUGUUGGUUCUGGCCGCUGUGAUCGCCUGGUGCUACUAUUCAGUGUCUCUUCGUAAAGCUCAGCUGCUGAAGACGGAGUCGCUGGACUUGAAAAACGAUGGCUACAUUAUACGGAACCAUGCAGGGGCUAUCAUCUUCUCCAUGACUUUCAGGUCUGGCACUCUGGAUUUGGACUCCUGCACAAAGGAUGGAAAUAUUCUAAGCUGUACUCGGUCAGACUCUGGCAAGCUCAACUUUUUCAUCGAGACAGUCCAAGAAAAGGACACUGUUAUGUGUUAUCGCAUCCGCUGGGAGGAGCUGCAGAGUGUGCUCUCCGUGGAACAUGUCAUGGCCUACAAUGACUCUCACUGGUAUGGAGGGGCAGAGACAGCAACUCAGUACUGGCCAAUGAGAAUCCAAGGGGAAGAGGAACCACGGCCUUUCAUCACCAGUGAUGUUUACUCCAAUCGAAAUGCGUUUGGGGGAAUCCUCGAGCGUUACUGGCUGUCUUCCAAUGCAACCUCUAUAAAGAUUAAUGACUCGGUCCCGUUUCAUUUGGGCUGGUCACAGAAGAACAGGACUCUCAGAUUUGAGGCCCGAUACCAGGGCUCUCCUUUUAGACCACCGACAGGACAGCAGGACUUCCCUGAGCUCAGCUACAGAGUCUGUGUGGGGUUGGAUGUUACCUCCAUUCAUAAAUAUAUGGUACGUCGAUACUUCCAAAAGCCCAUCAAAGUCCCAUCCCCUGAAGUGUUCAAAAAGCCGGUGUGGUCCACAUGGGCUCUCCAUAAGACCGCUGUAACUCAGGAGAAGUUGCUGAGCUUCGCAUCAGACAUCACUAAGCAUGGCUUUACGUGCUCCCAUCUGGAGCUGGAUGACCGCUACACCACUGACUAUGGAGAGUUUGACUUUGAUCCCCAGAAGUUCCCAAAUGCUAGUGGCAUGUUUGAAAAACUCAGAAAGGAUGGGUUUCAAGUGACGCUGUGGACACAUCCUUUUAUCAACUAUGACUCCAUUAAUUUUGGGGUCGCUAUGAAGAAAGGGCUGUUUGUCCGGGAGCCGAGCGGAGAGCUACCCGCCCUGGUCCGCUGGUGGAACGGGAUUGGAGGUAUCUUGGACUUUACAAACCCAGAAGCCCGUAAGUGGUUCUUGUCACACUUACGUAUGCUUAAAAGCCGUUAUAAUGUGACGUCGUUCAAGUUUGAUGCAGGAGAAACAAGUUACCUUCCUCGCCAGUUUAGCACCUUGGUCCCCCUCUCCGACCCAUCCAUCUUCACCCGGCGCUACACGGAGAUGGCCAUACCUUUUAAUUCACAUGCCGAGCUCCGUGUGGGAUACCAGAGUCAAAACGUCUCCUGUUUCUUCAGGAUCAUUGACAGAGAUUCAGUUUGGGGUUACGAGCUCGGCCUUAAGUCCAUCAUCCCCACUGUUCUGACUGUUAGCAUUCUGGGCUAUCAGUUUGUCUUGCCAGAUAUGAUAGGAGGGAAUGCAUACACUAACCGCACUGCAGGUAUAAUAAAUGAAACUAGUGGUCUGCCAGACAGAGAGCUGUACAUCAGGUGGUUGGAACUGUCUGCUUUUAUGCCUGCCAUGCAGUUCUCCAUCCCUCCGUGGGCCUAUGACAGUGAGGUGGUUCGGAUUGCAAAGAAGUUCUCAGAGCUCCAUGAAAGUCAGGUGGCUCCAAGGGUUCUUGAGCUGGCAGAGGAGGUAGUUAAUACUGGAGACCCCAUCAUAAGGCCCCUGUGGUGGAUUGCCAAAGACGAUGAGGCAGCCUUUAAGAUUGAUUCCCAAUUCCUGAUUGGGGAUGAUCUUUUGGUGGCUCCGGUAUUGGAGCCAGGAAAGCAAGAGAGGGACAUCUACCUGCCAACAGGCCGUUGGAAAAGCAAAAGGGGAGAGUAUAAAGGUCCCAUGUACCUUACUGACUACCCUGUGGACCUGGAUGAGAUAGCUUACUUUUUAUGGGUUUAGACAUAAAAAUAAAAAAAUGUAAAUAAGGUUGCACUGACAGACACACUGUAUGUAUGUUUAUCUUCAGCAAGUAAGCCAAUACAUGACAGAGAAACUUUGCUUUCGAAUGGAGAGGUUCUAUAUUUGGUGGACGUUGAGUCUAUGCCUCCUAUGUGCUGUUCUUUUAAUUUUUUACCUAAAUGAAUAAGUUCACUUUUAGUAGAGACACAUAUUUCCAGUUUUCUUUGAGGUCAGACCUGCUGAUUGAGAUUUUUUUCCCCUGAAGAAUUACACAUAAAAGGAAAAAAAACAUGUCACAUUAGUAAAAUUAAAUCAGGUACUGAACUCCUGUGAAUUGCUCCAAGGUACCUUCAACAACAUUUACCACUGUAGUAACAAUGCCCACUUAAAAUCUGUGCCCAUUCACACACCAUCUGUCAGGCGCCACACAAGAAAACUGUUCUGUACACAAUGGGUGUCAAAAAGAAGCUGAAAACUGUAAAACUACGGCUGAAAGAACAUAAUGAUGUCAUUUAUUUCAUGCAACUCUGGGAGGGAGAAUAAACUUAUCUGGUCUGGUGGAGUAUCUAUGGACAUUUAUUCUCACUCAUUAUGCAGAUGCUCUCUGGAUAAUACGUUCACCUUGGUAAGCAGGAUGCUUGAAACUGAUGGCAUGACCUUUCUGAUUAAAUUGGCCAUGAGAUUAUUCAUGUAGCAUUAAAUUUAAUUCCUAAAUUGUCAACUGAUCCUUAAAUGAAAAAACAAAAUAAUUUGAUAAAAUGACAUGGUGAUAUAAGAGCAAAAAGUGGCAUACUCUGUCAGUAGACCAGUGUGAAUUUCACAUUGUUAAUCCCAGUACACCCAUCCUAUUCACACCUGGAUCUUUACUUUGAUGCAUUUAUUGAGUACUGGAAAAAAAAAAAUCAGAUUUUUCAGGAUCAGAGCCGAUCAAGCCAGUCACUUGGCUGAUUCCUAUCUCUGACAGAUUAACUAGUGCAUCUCUGUUUCUUUACAUUUUAUGUCGAUCCUCAUCCUCAGGUGCCUUCCACAAACUGUUAUGAAAAGAAUCCUUGAUUGUGCCAUAAUUAUAGUCUUCCUUUGUAAUGCAAAAAAUCUAAUUCUUAAUGCCUCAGACCGCCUGCUUUUGAUGACAUGUAUUUAGGGUCAUGGCUGUGCAAAUGUGUUUCUUUUACUCUGUGAAUUAGAGUGUAAACUUAGUUACAGGGUAGCUUAGAUAACUGUGCCAUAAGAUAAAGAACCCAACUGAUUUAGACAAUUCCUGACAUUCUAGGUACUUAUAAAUAAGCUGCAAAUUCCUGACCGGUUGUGCCAUUCUUCCAUUGCACUUUCAAAAAUGUUCCAGCUGAAUGUUUUGCUCAGGGUACCAUUAAUGUUGGGAUUUUUUUCUCUUUACAGUAGCAGAUUUAUUAUAAAGCACCAUUCUCUAUGAUGCCAUACUUUAGUCUGUGCUCCAAAUUUCCAUUGUGACUUUUUUGUGAAGUAGCACAGGCUUGAAACAAUUCUGUACACAGAGAAAUGCUUAAAGCCACGCCUUUGCAAAUGCAUGAACUUAUAUGCUCUUGCAGUGAUUGCUAGCAUGAGACAAAAGCACAAAGAUUGGUUAACUUAUCAGGAUGUAGCACUCUAUAUAUAUACUCAUAUGCCAUGGAAUUAGUCACUAGUCUUUGUUUAGCUUUCUUGCAGAGCUUAAACCAGCUAACAGGAAGUGGAAAAAUGGUCAGCUGAGAGCAGAAUGUAAAAUGUUCUACUUACAGAGAUUUGCAUCACUAGAAGGUGUUUUUAAAGGGAACUCUGUCAAUAACUUGAGAUAAUACAUUGAGUUAUUUCAGACAUGUUUAUUAAGAUUAACCCAGGGAUGUGUGGCACUACAGAUUUUUUUCAAAGCCUAAUGGAGAAGAUUGUAUUUUGUUUUAAAUGGUCAUAUUUUGUGACUGCCACACACAAACCCUUAUUGCAAUGCAUGUAUGUCUGAAUUGUAUAAGAUAACUGCAUUCUUCACCACAAUCCUGUAUAGACUGUUAAUAUUUGAAUGAAUAUGAAUGCUUUGUAACAUUGUGCCAUAUUAUAAUUAUAAUAUUUUUGACAAGGUUAUUUGCACAAAUAAAGUAAUUUAACAUUCUCGCACUUGUUUGGCUAAUAAGUUCAGGGCAUUUGCAUAUCGUCUGAUCCUUAACUUUCUUUAUUUGAAUGUACUGCAUUUGAUUGAAUGAACUGCAUGAUAUGGAAAACCUCAUGCGACUUGUGAUCCAGCACAAUUUGACAAUUAUGUUCCACUUUUAGUAUGAAGAAUGUUACCUUUAUCAGACUUAAACUGAAUUUAAGUUUGUGUAAUUUAUCAUGUUAAAAAACAUUUAUAACUUGGUUUCCCACUGUUAUUAUUCUGCUGCUGUGUUGAAAUACAUAAAGAUAAAUUUUAAUCAUA